Molecule: messenger RNA, 3025 nt
Organism: Aaosphaeria arxii CBS 175.79
Lineage: Eukaryota; Fungi; Ascomycota; Dothideomycetes; Pleosporales
Product: SPOC-domain-containing protein
Exons: 3
Coding region: 224-2821 (865 amino acids)
Biological process (GO): transcription elongation by RNA polymerase I; transcription antitermination; transcription elongation by RNA polymerase II
Cellular component (GO): nucleus
Molecular function (GO): RNA polymerase II transcription regulatory region sequence-specific DNA binding
Source: RefSeq, a predicted model, not a curated record
CAGAGUUGUUUUAUUUGGGCCUGCCUGUGUUCUAGCUAGACGUCAUUCCACCAGAGAGCUUCACUCUCCUCUCCAUCCCGUGUGGCAAGUCCCCUCUUUCGCGGCUUUCUUGACCAUCUUUCUCUCUCUCCGCAGAGACUGUGAAUUUGUUACGCGUCUUUCCCCUUUGAAUUGAAUACCUUGGUCGCAUCCAUCUUGAGCCCACUGUUGCGUCCCGUACAAUAUGGCUGACGAAGUGCGCCGCUCCGGGCGCGCCAAUAAGGGCCAUCACACGAAGAACCAAGAUGCUCUAGACGAACCUGUCCCCAAGUCGAAACCAAAGGGCAAGCCAGAGAAGAAGGCCCAACCCCAAACGCCAGCACCACAACAAACUACUCCAGCUCCACAGUCGCGCGCACAAUCAGCACAAUCCGCACAGUCUACAGAACCACCCGAAGAUGACGAAGCCAUCUAUCGUUGUGUCUGCGGCGAGCAGCGCGAGAUCCGAGGUCGCGAAAUGAUCUGUUGCGACAGGUGCGAGGCAUGGCAGCACAACAAAUGCCUAAAUCUACCUGGCAGCGAAUUCUGGGAGGACAAGACGUACCUGUGCGAACAAUGCAACCCGGAUGCUCACGCCGAGUUACUUGCUGCCAUGGCUCGCGGAGAGAAGCCUUGGAACCGGAAGAAAGGCUCCAAGGCAGCCAAACCCAAGUUCCGCCAUAGCGACAUUGGAACGGAUGCGAGCGCAGAUAACAAAGAGACGACUCCUUCACAAGCUACUCCAACAGCCGGUGGACACGCUCAGGACACACCCUCGGCCACACCAGCUGCCGGUACUCCAACACCGUCGCAAACCAGGUCAGAGACAGCAAAGGAGAGUACGAAUGGCAACGCGGAAGCAAAGGCCCACGGGAAGAAGGCCACCCAGAAGGCUCAUCCCCAGUCCCCGCUCGGCGAGAAGAGACCACACGAUGCCGUGGCAGAGAAGGAGACGGAGAGCGCCAAGCGGCGCAAAUCUAGUGGGACACAUCACGAGAAAUCAGUUCCAGAGACGGCGAUGGCUACGGAUCCUGCACAGCUACCGGAGAAGCAGAAGUUGUUAGUAGAGAAGCUGAUCACAUUGCUGUCCUCCCUCGUCAAGGAGGCAUCCGACUCUCGCGGUUUCCGGAUUCCCGACGGUGCUACACCAACGUCUAUCGCGACAAGAUUGGCUUUGCAGAUCGACCAUGCUUCGAUCACGUAUCAUGGCGUUCCAACCGACAACUCCUCGCCUUACAGCCAACAUUUUAGGAGCAUAUUGUUUAACAUUAAGAAGAACACGAUUCUCCUAGACCGCUUGCUUUCUGGCUCUCUCAAACCCGAUGAACUUGGCUCCAUGUCGACCGAGGAAAUGGCCAGCGAAGAGAAGCAGAAGGAAUUCGCUGUGAUGCGAGAAGCGGCUGAGAAACAGAUGGUCUUGACAGAAGAGACCGGUCCGCGGUUGAGGAAGACCCACAAGGGUGAAGAGAUCGUGGGCGAGGACACGCCUGGCAACGAGCCGGGAUUCAGACCGCCGGAGCGCAUCCGGGAUGGAGCUGAUGGAGAACACCGCUCCCCUAAGCAAGAGGAUGGAAAUGUUGUCGAGCUGCCAGAAGACCUGGGGAGGGGGCCACUGGCAGUUGACACAUCAAGCCCAAGGCGCGAUAGUGUACGACGGCCCUCUACAAACUUCGAUAUAAAUUCCGUUUUCGACAAGGUGAAGUCCCCACAGGCAGAUCAACAACACUUCAUUCAGCGACGACAGAGCUCAAUACGAGCACAGCAGACAUCUCAGCAGGGUCCAGGUGAUGACGCAGAUAUAGAUCGUCUCCUGAAGGACGAGGACAACGAUACUGAGAUGACCGGUUACGCUGCCGAUCCAACAAUCGUCUGGCACGGUACCCUCGAUAUGCAAUCCGUUGGGCCCUUCGAUGCUGUUGCGCGGUUCGUUGCUGGUGGCGAUUUCGGGUUGGUCGUUCCGUGGGAUCGACUCUUGACGUCCAAGUUGCCCAUUGCAGGCCGCAUUGAGAGUCAGAGGGGCAACGACUACAUCCAAGGCCUUUCAUCAAGCGGCAGUCACGACGUUGGCGUGUUAGCCGUUCAUCCUGUUACACCUGAGGGCCGCACCAUCUACGACCAUCUAUACAAUUACUUCCAACCCCGUGAUCGCUGGGGUGUCGUCCCCGUGGAACGACUCAACAACGAAGCGAUGCGGGACCUAUACGUGAUACCGGUCGAGCCUGGUGGCGGCGAGCUACCCCGAUUCCUGAAUAUGCUGGAGUAUUGCACGAUCGAAACCCCUCGUCGAGAACCGAUGUUGCUCCUCGCUCUUGUUGCAAAGCUUCCGGAGGAUAAGGCUCAGGCAGCUUCUGGUCAACCUCUGGGGUCUUAUUCUGCUGCACACUCCACUCCAAGCCAAUUCCCUCAUGCUGCACCUCCCGUGCCUGGAUCCAUGGGUGGACCCAGCCCUUCGCCCGUAAACCCAAAUGGACCCCAGUACUCCCCAGUGCAACCCGGAUUCCCCCCAAGCCAGUCCUUCGGUGCUCCACCAGCACCAAUGCACCACCAGAACGGGUUUCCCCAUCCCGGCAUGAUACCACAGGUUCCGAUCCACCACCGCAACCCGCGAGCCGUCGAGAUCUUCGGCCCGCACAUAGACGCCCCAGUUAUCGUGCAGAUCCUAACGCAUUUCCCCGACAUGUCGGAGCUGCAGAUGAACAACCUUCGACACAUUGUGGACAAUGUGCCAGCCGCUCGUACCGACAUCAAUUUGCUCAAUGAGCAUAUGAGACAACGGAACGAGGGCGCACCUCAGCAGGCUUGAACAUCUCCGUUGCCUACGAAUGAAUGAUUGGAGUUUACCAAUCAUACUCUGUCACAUCAGACAUCUGACUUGGUCCAAACAUUCAUCGCAUACAGCGAAACACAAGAAGUUUAUACCGCUCGGUCGGGUCAUUUGAGGGGAGAAUCUCUUACUCUGUUUUAUUGGCGAUCACGGCGUGAAAAGGGAGGUCUGCGUUCAUACCAC